UGCAUUGUUCAGUGUGACAAUACCUCCUCCCAAACCAAUGGACGAAUCCACCGCAUGCCGGACUGUGCAACAAGUCUUCUCCCUCGUCAGAGCUCAAGGCAGCACCGAUCAUCUCGGCGAACGCAUCUCCCAACUCGCCCACUCUCUGCAAGCCGCCACUCUCGCUCAGCAAUUCCAUGCCUCCGAAGACACAAUCCUCAGGGCUUUGCUCCACGAUAUUGGACGCUUCAUACCAGCGGCCGAGAAAAUGGAAAGCAUGACCGCAGCCGAUGGAACGUAUGUUGGUAAAGCAAGCUACGAACUUGUGGGAGAGAGGUAUUUGAGAAGUCUGGGCUUCAGCGAGAAGAUCUGUGCGUUGGUGGGCGCGCAUGUGGUUGCGAAGAGGUACUUGACGGCCGUUGAGGAUGGGCAUUGGGAGGCGUUGAGUGAGAGUAGUAAGACGACUUUGCGGUAUCAGGGCGGGCCGUUCACUGAUGCUGAAGUCGCGGAAGCUCGCAAAGAUCCGCUCCUGGAAGACAAGCUCGCAGUGAGACGAUGGGACGACCAAGCCAAGGAUACCAAUAUGACUACACCAGACCUCCAAAGCUUUGAGGAUAUGGCAGUACGGUCUUUGCUG
This is a messenger RNA of Zymoseptoria tritici IPO323, 616 nucleotides long. RefSeq lists its product as uncharacterized. The record is from RefSeq and is a predicted model, not a curated record. The transcript has 2 exons. Lineage: Eukaryota; Fungi; Ascomycota; Dothideomycetes; Mycosphaerellales; Mycosphaerellaceae. The annotation marks the transcript as partial.